Molecule: messenger RNA, 1212 nt
Organism: Neurospora tetraspora
Lineage: Eukaryota; Fungi; Ascomycota; Sordariomycetes; Sordariales; Sordariaceae
Product: DUF218 domain-containing protein
Exons: 1
Coding region: 1-1212 (403 amino acids)
Cellular component (GO): plasma membrane
Source: RefSeq, a predicted model, not a curated record
AUGAUGCCGCAGGAACAACAACCCCCGGAGGGGGUCCCCACUCACGGCCCCGCUUCCGGCCCGUCCCUUCCCUCCACGGUCCCCGCCCCGGCCGUAACAACAGCUCCGUCCACGGUCCCGGUUCCCGGCGCUCCGACGGACAUGCUUGGCAUCCCCACGACGACGACGACACCUAACAUAGCUACUAGUACCACAACUAGCACCACCAGCAGCACUACUUCAAACAAGAAGGCAACACCAGCAGAGAUCGACACCUGGGCAAGCACCAUCUACAACUACCACCGAAUGCACAUGCCCCUUCCCACCUUUUCUCCUCCUCCUCCUCCUCUCCAAGACCCAUCAAAAGACCCAUCAGACUUAGAAGAAGAAGACGGAGAACCAACUCGAAUAAUCUUCACCCUCUGCUCCCUCGACCUGCGCGUAGCCCGCUACGCGUCCCACCUCUUCCUUACCACUUUUCUUCCUCCUCCUCCUCCUCCUCCUCCUCCUCCUCCUCCUCCUCCUCCUCCUCCUCCCAGCAAAGUAACAGUGGAAGAAGCACCACCCCGCCGCCGCCGGAGAGCCUACAAAUACCUCCUCUUCUCGGGCCACUCCGGCCUCCUGACACGUUCUUUGACCGGCGACCCCUUUCCCUCCACCACCUCCUCCUCCUCCUCCUCCUCCUCCUCCCCCGACCAAACCCAACCCCCCAAAAAAUUCCAAUCCGAAGCCACCCUCUUCGCCUCCAUCGCCCUAUCAAUGGGCGUCCCUUCUUCGUCAAUCCUCAUCGAAGAAGCGUCCACCAACACAGGCGAAAACGUUCGGUUCACUCAUGCCUUACUACAGCAAAGGGGUAUAAAAGUGGAUGAGUUUUUACUCGUGCAGAAACCGUAUAUGGAACGGAGGACUUGGGGGACUUUUGGGGCGCAGUGGCCUUCUUUUUCUUCUUCUGUUUCUUCAUCAGAGGUAGAGGUAGAAGAGAAAAAAGUAGUAAAAUAUAGUGUGACCAGCCCCCCGCUGGAGUGGGAGGAGUAUCCUGAUGAGGAGAGUGGGAAUGGGAGGGAGUUGGUGAUUAAUGUUAUGGUGGGCGAUUUGGUAAGACUCAAAGAGUAUGGGGAGAUGGGGUGGCAGGUGAGGAUGGAGAUACCAAAAAAUGUGUGGGAGGCGGGGAGGAGGUUGGUGAAGGAUGGAGGGUUUGGGGGACAUUUACCGGAGGGGUUUCGGUUUUCUUGA